This is a messenger RNA of Ambispora gerdemannii, 1020 nucleotides long. The record is from the annotation of a GenBank genome assembly. NCBI's taxonomy places the organism in Eukaryota, Fungi, Glomeromycota, Glomeromycetes, Archaeosporales, Ambisporaceae.
AUGGGUGUUGUAUCUGGGAAACUACGAUGGAAGUCAUUUCAAGUUCUACGAACAAGAUCAGAUAAUAAAAGUAAUGAAAAUGCUCAUUUAGACUUGAACGAAGUAUAUAAAGCUGAUGUUUUAGAAGAUUGUCGAACAAUAAGUGGACGGCGGUACCAUAAUGUCCAAGGUGUACAAUAUUUCUUGCCGCUAGCAGAUGAAAGUCGUGAGAAAUGGCGAUUAGAAACACUCAGCAUGAUUUGGAAAAAUGCGCACAAUGGAAGACGCUUUUCUGCACCGAUGCACGAGAAAUUAGAAAAAGGAGCAAGAAUAUUGGAUGUUGGAUGUGCAGCGGGUAGCUGGUUACUAGACAUGGCAAUCUGCUACCCUAAAAGCUCGUUCGUUGGCGUCGAUAUCUCGUCUGAAUUCAUUCCAGAAAAUGAAAAACCGAAAAACGUAAUAUACCUUCAAUACAAUGUUCUCGACGGCCUACCAUUCUGCGAUUCCUCAUUCGAUAUGGUAUACGAAAGAUGCCUAAUUUCCGCAUUCAAUAAAUCUCGAUUGAUUACAUUUAUAGAAGAGUGUGUUAGGGUGACAAAGCCUGGUGGAUGGAUAGAGUCACAUGAAAUGGAAGCGAUGUUUAGGGGUGAAGUAGGACCGACGACAAAGAGAUUGUUACUAGCGAUGAACGACUUUCUAAAAAUCAAAGGAUGCGACGCGCGAACGUUUAGCACAAUGUCUGAAUAUUUUGCCGCAAAUGGCAAAAUUGAAAAUAUCGGGGUUGAGAAAAACUCGAUUCCUGUUGGUAGUUGGGCUGGACCGAUUGGAGCAUUAUCAGUCGAAGCUAUUAACGAAGGUUGGCUUUCCUUAAAACCUGUAAUGCAAAUAACACUCGGCGUUAAUGACCAGGAAUACAAUGGUUUGCUAGGACAAGUUCGUAUAGAAGGGUCAAAAUAUAGAGCGACGUAUCGAACGCAUCGGGUGUUUGGUCAAAAGAUAAAAAAUGUUUCUGAAAGUGAAAAUCAUCGCGUGGCGGUAUGA